Molecule: messenger RNA, 7410 nt
Organism: Amoebophrya sp. A120
Lineage: Eukaryota; Dinophyceae; Syndiniales; Amoebophryaceae
Source: the annotation of a GenBank genome assembly
GAAGCGGAAGCGGGGAACGUUGACCGCGGGCCAGGUGGAACAGUCGAAGGUGCAUUGUCGGGACGAGUACGAUUGCCGGCGGCGCUGCGUCGGCUACAGCGGGUCCGUGGAGGCCCCGGAUCCGGACCUCGAGGCGGCCAAGUUCUCGCAGCUGGAGGCGUUGCGAACCCGGCCGGCCACGGGGCGAUUGCGGCACUGCGUUCGGGAGGGAGCGGAUGAGGAGAGCGCCGGGGAAGCCGUGGCGGACACGAGUUGCUACUGCGUGACCUACUCAGUGACCGGGAACAAAUUGCCGCUGUGCAGCGCGGGGCACCGCGCGUUCCGCGACCACGGCUACUACUUUGACUCGGAGACCAAACACAUCCUGGGUGCCGGCAGCGGUGACUGCCUGAUUUUGGGGGAGAAACGCGCCGGCCGGGACGCCUGGCCGGUUUUGAGUGUGAACUUCCGCGACCGAGAGCGCCGUCCCGAACUCGGCAGCAGGACAAGCACCGAGGCUAGUGCACAAGGAAGCACUUCUUCUAGCGCGUCCUCCGGGUUUGUGGAGCUCGGAACUACAACAGCCGUCGAGCUCGGAACAGCAUCCGCGUUUUUCCAGCAAGGACCACCCUUUAAAAGGGAGGGGCUUACUACGCAAGAAAAAAACUGUGUAAGUGUAAAUCUGUGAUGCAGAAAAUGCAAAACAGUAACACUUGUCAUGCUGGAAGUGCGUCAUAGACUACUAUCUGAUAGUAGUCUAUGACGCUUACUAGUAUCAUACGUGUUUCCACUUACUAGCUGCGCAUGACAGGUUUUCCCUGUGAUUUAAAACAAAUUUGUGAAGAUGCUGCUCUUCCUACAAAGUUACACGUACACAGUUUUUUUCCUGGAUACUUACCGUCUGGGGCGUUGACCCCACGGCGGCGGAAAAACUACUGCUUCGAGUAGAUAUACCCCCCGCCGAAACGCAGCAGAAGUUGAAGAGUGGGCAUUUGGAGUGCUGGAAUGUGUGCGAGGAUGUAAGCAGUCGGGACAAACAGCGGGGGUUCUGCAGCAAGUGCAAAGUGAUCAGCGGUCCAGACUUCGCCGACUACACCGGCGCGUGCUGCCGGUACAACAAAAACACCCCGCAAGGCGAGCCACACACCUGGGACCCGGACGACCCCCGCGAGUGCCGCAUCCUUGGCGCGCUGAAAGGCAAGGGGCCAGAAAAUUUCCUCUCGAAAUUGUAUUGGGACUGGAUGGACGAUCCAGACCGCCUUGCAAAUUUUAUAUUUAACGUCGGCACGGUCUACAACAAUCUAAAGGGCUACCACAGUUGCGUCGCGGUUCCCAAGUGGGUGCAAGACACCUGCCUGCGCUAUGGGACUGCUCUCAAACGUUACCUUCGCAACUGUAUACAUGAUUUUGGAUGCAAAAUUACCAUCAGAACCGACACGAUCAAGCUGCUUUGCGUCGUGACAAAUUCUCGAUGGGCCGAACAAGGGCUGAUAAUCUGUGCCAAAUCUGUUAUGCAAGACGCGCAAGGUGGAAUCAGGUCCCCCCUUUCACUUUUGCCAUUCUUGCAUCACAGAGUCAUUGGUAACAGUUGUCGAGAAUGUAACAGCUGAGAACGCCAUAUGCGCCCGAGCGAAUGUAGUGCGGAGGGUUUGUGCCCCGUGUGCAAAACGAACAUUCUGGGUGAUACUGCCCCGCAGUACGCAAACCUCAAAGGGGCAUGCUGCAAAAAAGGCAACAAUUACGCCAGUGGCCAUAUGUGCAACAACGUGGUACCGAUUCCCGGUGGUGAUGGUCGUGCAAAGUACCGGUUGGCGGACCUAAAGUUCAAAGACGAAAGUGCGGAGAGCAGGGAGUUCUAUGUUGCCGAGUGUGUAUCAACUGCAAAUAUGUCUUGGCCUGGAAGGAUGCAAGGUUUGUCAUGCUUGUCUGGCAUGACAAUGAUAUGACUGCAGAGUCUGUGAUGCGUGUCCAAGAAGCGACCCUUUUUCUUGAUAUGCAAAAACGCAGUGUGUCUUUGUCAUGCGAAAAGGGCAACACUAUCACUAAGCCGCGCAAAUAUUUGUCAUGCUUGGCUUUGCAUGAGAGACCAGACGAUGACGAGCAGUCAUCAUUCACAACCUAGCAUUGCAAGUUUCCAGUCCAAGACAUAUUUGCAAUGCAUAGUGUGUGCUGGUCGACCCCGCGCCAGUGCCCGCUCCGGUUAGUAGUACAGCACCGCCAGGUAGCACAACAGCAGCGCCGGUCAGUAGUACAACAACGCCUCUCCCGGUCCCGGGGGAAGGAGAACAAACGCUCACCUCCAGCACAGAAGCCGCUCCGGUUCCAGCCCCGCCGGACACGAGCACCUCUCCGCCUCGGGAGCCCGUGCCCCACCAUAAUCUGGGGACGGGGGGUAGCACCAAGUGUCACCGGUGGCGCCCGCGCCGCGUCGACGAGGAGGCGUCGGACUCGCGGUUCGGGGUCUGGGCUUUGUACGCUGAAGACCCGAAGGACGCGCCUGCAGCCGUAUCAUUUGUAAAACUGUCCGCACCCCAUAGUUAAGUUGUAGGCAAGUCUGCAACACAAAUCUCGAUGUUUUGGGAGUUGCGCAUGACAAAUUUCCAUCUGCAGUGUAGUGCUGGUUAGCAAGUGCAGCCGCAUGAGAAACCCAGCUUCUCAUCCUGUUUACAGCAUUACGAAGUCCAAAACACGAUUGGAAAUGCCAUUCAUGGCGAUCAUGCGCAUUACAAAUCGAUUCCUGUCAUUGCGCAUUUGCAUGACAACUCUGGGGUGGGAACGUUUUUACUCGCAAUAAGCCGCAGCAGGAGGUUCUACUUCCGGGGCGGGGCACCACGGUGUGCAGGAGGCGGACGUGUUCAAUCGAUACUGCUUGGUUCUCUCGGUUCCCGACGGCACCGGGCCGGACUCGGAGGCGCAGAUGGAGCUCCAGGGCUGUACGACUGCGGACGCAAUCAACAAGAAACGCAUGAAGUGGGAGUGGGAAGUGCUGCAGGAGAUCACGGGGACGCUCCGCGUCGUGGAGGAGGACUUCUGUGUGGUUCCUUCCGGUAUCCCUGGCGCGUCGAAAGGCCAGCUGGCUGCCUGCGACGCGGUGGAUCACCGCGACAGUGCGAUAUCAAAUGCAAAAAUGUCUGGGUCUGGAAUGUUGCCGGGUUAGUCAUGCAUAUUUUGCCUGACCCAAGAUGUCUGUAAUGCACGACCUAGCAUCACAGAUUUUUAGAGGGCUUCCUGAUGCCCACUCCGCAUGACAAAUGCCCUCCCCUCGAGAGACUCCUCUUGCUGGUCAUGCAAUACAGAUUUUUUUUAGAGUCCAAAGUCAGCAUCACAAGUUCCAACCUUCCAGACCCAGACAUUUUUGCAUUUGAUAUGCGAAGCGGCGCGUCGAGUGGCACUGGGGCGGGCCGCCGAGCUUCCUGCUGCCGGGGUGGCCGCCCCUCCGGGACAGCCGGGGGCAGACGAUGCCCGAUGUGCACGGGGUGCGCUCGCUCGUGGAUGUCGUGGAGCACGACGGGAAGAUUAAGCAUCAGGCCGACGACCACAGCGCCUGGACGAUUCUAACGCACCACCGGCACAUGGAAGUGGACCACCACUUUGAGGCAACGAACGUGAACCCGGAUCGGGCGGUCGAGUGUCUCGCCGUGGACUUGACCCAGCCGAUGACAAUCGACAUCGGGGCGCCGGUGAAGAGCAUUCCGGUGGCGGAGGUAAUGGGGGAGCAGCGGCUGUGCCUCGAGUGGGUCCCGGUGCCCGUGCCCGGGCUGCGCAACACCUACUGGCUGCAGGUGCGCCAGCAGGUGCUGCACCGGGUGCGCGACAAGCGGUGGAAGCAGCCGGCGCGCCUUUGUCUGGACCGUCUGCGCCGGACCGGCGUAGACAUGGUGUUAGCGCUGUGCGAGCUGUACAGCUACACCCUGCCCCGGGGGUUGCGGGACAACCCCGAAAUGCCGCUGAUCCCCCUGCCGAUGCGGGAACUCGGUCCAAGCAACGACACGGAAACGGCGGCGCAGGUCCUGCGCCACGAGUUGUUCGACCGGCGGGGGGACCUAGAACUCUUCCUCAGCGGCAGAUCAGGAACCGAGGACAGCAACUACUACGCUUGGUCUUCGCAGUGGUGGCGGUGGGAGGCGGUGCAAGCGCACUACGAACCGCUUCUGGAGGUGAAACUGACCACGCCGCCCCCGCCGACCACGUGGACCUUUUCGACGACCCUCAGCUGGCCCGUGCAGGUGUCCGCGCACCGCCGCACCGGGUGUCGUGAUUACACCUGCAAGAUCCACCACGGGCAACGGGAUUUCCUGUACUUUCUUGACGUGCCGGACAUCGCCUGCGUGAGCGAAACGUCCCACGAGCACUCCUGCGAGCGUCUCUGCUGCGGACUGGUCUACUGCAUGACGACCAGGCGAAAGCCCUUUGAGUACGGCAACGCGGCCGAUAUGCAGUGCAAAAGUAUCGUAGUCGUACUAAUUGCGUUUAUGCAUUACAAAUUUAAUGAUCUGUAAUGCUAAGCCAAUUUGUCAUGCAAUUUAUACUAGUGCGCUGCUUUUGCAAUGCAUAGCCGACUACGACUUGCAAAAGGACGUGCACGUGUUCCGGGACGCGCAGCGGGCGGCGGCGGAGCUUUAUCAAAUGCAAAUAUGUCUGGGUCUGGAAGAGUGCAGGAGUUUGUCAUGGACAAUUUGCGUGACCCAUGAGGUCUGUGAUGCAUGCCCUAGCAUCAGAGAUUCUGCGAGGGCUUUUUGAUGCUCAUACCGCAUGAGAAAUGCCAUCUCCGCGUAGCACAAACUGCGCCGUCUUUGUUGUUCAUGCAAUACAGAUUUUAUGUCGAGUCCAAGGGUAGCAUCACAAGUUGCAACAUUCUUCCAGUGCAGACAUAUUUGCAUUUGAUAAGCUGCAACAGCACGCCAAGGAGCUCGGGUACGUGCCUAUUUUGCCCCCGCACGACCGGUUCGGGGGGGUUGAGCACUACCGCCCCACGGACGUAGACUGGGACGAAGACUACGUAGGCUACUACACGGUGGACAGCCACCACGUGGUCUCACCGAGAGUUCCGGGGAUGGCGGUGCUGCCCGACUUUUCGGACGACGCCAGCUCGUCCAGCACGGUGUUGAUCGACAAAUCCGGCUUCACGAUGGGAGGACUGGCCAUGGACGUGGCCGCGGGGUUCCUCGGGGCCAGCGCCGCCCCCGAUCUGGCGGAGAGGAGAAGACUGACGGGGCGGAGUCCGGAUUUCCAAAACUGCGUCACGAAUGCGGAUCUGGAAUAUCCAAGAAAAAAACUGUGUUAUUGUAACUCUCUUUUGUUGACAGCAUCACAAAUUUGCUCUACAUGACAGAGAAAACCUGUCACGCGUGGCUUGUAGGGGAAAACACACAUGAAAAGCGGACUUUGUGGUUAACUGGCAUGACAGGCGCAACUCUGUUGCAUGUUCUGUAUUACAGAGUUACGCUUACACUUACACAGUUUUUUUUCUUGCAUAUGGGAACGGAUGGGUGUAAAAGGUCCUCCUACUUCACGGUGGAGGUGUUCGAGAGCUGCGACAAAAGCGAGAUCGAUUUUAACAACGAGACGAUCCGGAUGAACCUGAUCGACGAUAGUCAUUUGCACUACUGGACAGACGACGUGUGGUAUGACGAGAGUACACAACUCCCCCUCGUCCCCCUCAUUUGUAUUGCAUCGGCAGUAAUAGAAACACAAGCGCACAUGGAGGCUACGCAUGACAAGUUAAUGCGCGUAGUGUAGUACUGUUUAGCUUUAGGCUUCCAGAAUCUGUCAUGCAAACGGUGCCACAAGGCGCAGCACUUGGAUUUGGGAUUUUGCAUUCCAAAUGAGGGGGAGGGGGAGUUGUGCACUGUCAUAUGUGGGUCAAGUACGAUCGGGGCCGGUACGUGGACGAAGAAGACAUCCGCAAGAACGAGCCUUACGUGCACCAGUGGCAGUGCCAGAAGUACGUGGGCUUUUUGCACCCGCCUGCCGAGUGGGACGCCGCGGUCGCGACGGAGCGGGCGGCCUUCUUGCGGCUGCAAAACCACAAGACGACCUUGCCGACGGCGUGGAAGGGUUUGUUCGACAGCCGCGAGUCGGGAGAGAACGCCGAGUGGCGGCUGGUGACGCCGCGCACCAAGAUAUCAUGGGUAAAAACGUCCCCACCACGACCCCAGAGUCAAGUUGGGAACUUAGCAACACAAAUCCAGAAGUUUUGGGAGCCACGCAUGACAAGUUGCCGUCCGCAGUGUAGUGGAUGUUAGCAAGGGCAACCGCAUCACAAAUCCAUCUGCUUAUCCUGUUUACAGCAUUACAAAUUCCAAAACGCGACUGGAAAUGCCUCUCAUGGAGAUGCGCACUUUUACAAAUCUUCCUGUAAUCGCAAAUCUGCAUGACAACUAUGGGGUGCUGGGGACGUUUUUACAUAGGAUACAAGACCCCGAUCCAGGUGCGGGAAACCGUUCCGGACAUGUGGAGCAGCAACGAACUCGUGCCCCUGCGGGACUGCUGCGCGCACUAUCCGGAGUAAAAACGUCCCCACCUCCCGCCCAUAGUCAAGAUGGGAAAUCAGCCUCCCUGCUACACAAAUCAGCCAGCUUUGGUUGUUGCGCGUGACAAGUUUGGCCUCGUAGUGUAGUAAUCCGGUUCAGCUUGUUCAGCAGCGUCACAGAUCUAGCCCACCAAGCUGGUUGGAGCAUUUUUGCAAAAUCCAAAACACGACUAGAAAAUACGUGUCAUGGGGCUCCGCAUGAGAAACAGUUGGAGCAUGCAGAUCUGCAUGACGGCUAUGGAAUGGCGACGUUUUCACAUAGGAUACGCACGUCGCGCAGUUCAUGUCGGACGUCAAUCACCGAUUCGGCCUGGACAACUUUGAGCAGCAUGUGGUCGCCAGCAACUGUGUCGUAUUCUCCCGCAACCUCUGGGUCGAGCAGGAUUAGGGCGCCAGUGCUGCUACAACAAAAAUGCCGCGCUUUGAAUAUCCGAUAUCUGCACCUCCAGCAAUGACGUUGUACACGUAAUGAGUAAAAAAAAUUGGAAUUGGAUACUAAAGAUAAUGCUGAGACUUACACUUAUUCUACAUCUACUGUACAAGAACAAAUGAAAUAAAUGUACCACUAAGCAACUACAUCAUGAUGAUGAAUACUUCGCUUCUUUCAGAAUGAGACCUUACGCAUAGAUCGGUGCACACGAUCUUGAAAUACUGUAUUUAUACGAAGAAAUCGUUCGAAGGGUCGUGUCUAACAGAGGACAUGAUUGGCGCAAUUCAAUGAAAGUGACAAAACCUCCGAAAGCCGAAACGGAUAUUUGCUAUAUAGUUUUGACGCUUAUAAUUUCGGCUUAUGUCGAAGCAAACACUCCCUCGGUGGAUUGAAAGUCGAACAAUUUGUAUCGGAACAACGGGACGACGACGACAAGAAAAUAAACGUCAGCGUCUAGCGGAGCGGAAAU